This is a messenger RNA of Dendrobium catenatum, 674 nucleotides long. Its product is annotated as pectinesterase inhibitor-like. NCBI's taxonomy places the organism in Eukaryota, Viridiplantae, Streptophyta, Magnoliopsida, Asparagales, Orchidaceae. The record is from RefSeq and is a predicted model, not a curated record. Gene Ontology annotation, molecular function: enzyme inhibitor activity. The transcript has a single exon. The coding region runs from base 45 to 587 and encodes 180 amino acids.
GUAUAUAUAAACCCUAAAAAAACAGAAUCUCUCUGUCCCCAACAAUGCCUUCUUCCUCCCGACCCUUCCUCUCACUGCCGUUCAUCCUCCUCCUCCUCGCCUCCACCGCCACCGCAUCCUCCUCAACCAACCCCAUCGCCUCCAUCCUCUGCCGUAACUCCGACACCCCCUUUCUCUGCCUCCGUAUCUCUUCUCCUCUCCGCAAUGUGAACCCAUUGACGCUAACCGAAGCUGCAAUCAAGAUCGCGACCAAAGUGGCUCUACGCGCCAAAUCUAAGGCUAUUCUCCUAUCGCUAUCGCCGCGGCUAAGCCCUCAGCAGAAAUCGAGCUUGGAAACCUGCGCGGAGAGCUAUGGCGACGUGGUGGAUGGGCUUCAGGAUAGCGCUAAUUUCCUCGCGAUGUCGUCGAUGAAGAAAGCGGGUGUGAUGAAUUACUUGUCGGCGGCCAGCUUCGGCGUGACGGUCUGCGAGGAUGCGUUCAGAGGAGUGUCGAGGACUACAUUUCCUCUGGCUAGGGUUAAUAAGACGCUCAGGAAAUACGUCUCCAAUGCUUUGGCGAUGGGGGAUCAGCUCAGCUUACAUUGGUGAGGUAAGUUUAAUGUUAAUGUGCGAUGUCGGGGGCUUAGGGUUUUUCUCACUUUCCGGUAAUCAAAAUCGUAUCUGGAAUUCUCAUAG